UCAAAUGUAGUAAACAAAAGCACGUGAAAAUUACGAAAAACAUUAUUUCUUAAAAUAAUUUAGUUUAUUGGUCAAAAUGCCGAAAACAAAAAAAACAGUUCAAAACCUCAAGCAUCCUAAUAGUAGGAAAACUAUAUCACUUGUCAAGAAAAUGAAGAAAAGCGAAAAAAGGGACACCAAGAAACUUGGCACCGAUAUCAAGAACAACCUCAUAGGCGAAAAAAUUAUGUGGUUUAAAGACAGGAUUCCUGAAGAUUGUCCCGUGCUAUCCAAGGAGCAAACGUUAGGGCUCAUUGAACAGUACCUGUCGCGUUUCGAUGAGGAGUUGGAACAAAUUUUGUUGAAGAAUUCCAUCGGCCAUAGAAAAAAUCGGCAACAUGCUAGUAGAGAGGACAUUAUUAAUAUUACAAAGAAAAAUGAGUUAGAAGAGUUCCAGACCUGUGGCUUGGAAAUGCCGGACUUGAUGGAUCAUCAGCAGAUGGAGGUUUUAAGGAGUUGGAAUGGAGAACUGAGGUAUCUGCAGCACUUCAAGCUGAAAAGAUUUGCUAGGAAACAUCUAACAUAAUUUAUUUAGUACUGGUAUUAUAUACUCAACAUCAAAUAAACCGCACCUUCCGCGACGCGAACUUUAAAGAUUUUCUUCUGACACAAUCAUGGUACCCCAACAAUAUUGGUGUUAUUUGAAAGCCCAAUAAAUAUCCUUAAAGAAAAAUACAUGUCCUUUCUAAAUAAAUGAUUAACAUAUACCAUGAAUGUGACUUGAAAAUAGACCUCACUUUGGGCUCACCUCUGGGAUCAAUUAGACCAAUUUUUAUGGUUAUAAAACCAAAUAAAGAUCUCACGUGUCCUCUUUAACAGAUGGAUAGCGAUUAAUCCCAACUUAACAGUUUUAUAGUCAUAAAAAAUGGCUAUAGCGUAACUACCUAUUUUUUGAAGAAGUGACUCUGGAUCCUUCUAAAGACACGUUUUUGGGGUAAAAACCUUUCCUUUAAUGAAAUGAAGGUAAGAACUAGGCUUUUAAAUGGUGCCAAUAUCGGUGGGAAGUGGGGAAGCAUACGUUUGAAAAUGCUUGUCGCGGGAGGUGCGAUUUAUUUGAUGCCGAGUGUAGUUUUAAGUAAAUUAAAAUUUUAUUUCUAACAUUUGCUUCUUUUUUAUCAUUUAUUAGUACAAUAAUAAAAACAUCUUUGUAUGUCUGCUUU
Molecule: messenger RNA, 1199 nt
Organism: Ostrinia nubilalis (European corn borer)
Lineage: Eukaryota; Metazoa; Arthropoda; Insecta; Lepidoptera; Crambidae
Product: translation machinery-associated protein 16 homolog
Exons: 1
Coding region: 77-565 (162 amino acids)
Cellular component (GO): nucleus
Source: RefSeq, a predicted model, not a curated record